Molecule: messenger RNA, 20793 nt
Organism: Caretta caretta (loggerhead turtle)
Lineage: Eukaryota; Metazoa; Chordata; Testudines; Cheloniidae
Source: RefSeq, a predicted model, not a curated record
GGGCCUGGCGCGCGCGCGCACAGACAGACAGACAGACAGUGUGGGGGGUGGCGGAGGACAGAGGGAGAAGCCAGUGACCGGGGGAUGGGAGACACCUUCCCCUCCCCACUGCCACCCCCUCACCGUAUCCUCCCGCCAGCCCCAGCCAAUGCAGGGAAUAGACCACAGCCUCCCCCCCGCCCGCAUUCCUAUGGACAGACACCUGCAGGCCCUGAUUCUGCUAAGACCUAUGCACAUGCUUAACUUUAUGAACAUCCCAUGCAUCAUUCUCUGGAAUACGGAUGCUGCAGAGACUAACCCAAAUGGCAUCCACUUGAAUUGGAACAAACCUUCUGGAGUGAUGAAAGCUGUGUACUUGCGGGAUUCUUCCAUUAAGGUGAUCUGGAGGUAAGCGGCGGAUCAAUCAAGGGUUGUAAAGACUCUUGCCUCCUUCAAGGAAAGGAGUUAUUGAUCCUAUAACAUGGAGGAUUGCCUUCAUACCUCUUCUGAAAACCUUUCCAAACUGGUCAGUUGGGCCCACAGCCAUGGGACCAUCUGCAGCCUCAUUCCAAAUCUAAAGCACUUGCUUUCUGAAGGUUCCCAUGGCAACCUGACAGCUAUGUGGGGCUGUAGCGCAGGCCAUGCGUAUCAUUGGCCACUGACUGCUACCUGCAGGGCUGGGUCCCAGGAAAGAGUGUGUUUCCAGGACAACAGAAGCUUCAACUCGGACAGUCCCAGCAUCAUAGGUGUGCCCUCGGAGACACAGACUAGCCCAGUAGAGAGGUACCCUGGGAGGCCAGUGAAAGCAAAGUUGGAUUGCAACAGAACCAGGGACUCCUGUGAUUUCUCUUACUGCAGUGAGCCUUCAGAGCUAGAUGAAGCCGUGGAAGAAUACGAAGAUGAGGCUACCCUCUUUGACAUGGUCUGCGAGUCCUCAGUGACAGAUGAGGAUAGUGACUUUGAACCUCAUACCCAAAGAUCUCAAACCAUUUCCCGCAAAAGGCCUGGUCCGGGCCAAUCCUCAUCAUCUCUUUCAGGCUCCCAGUCUCAGGUCAUUGAUGAAAGCUGUAACAAUGUGAUCGUCAAAAAGAUUAAGCAAGAAAUCCCUGAAGAUUAUUAUAUUGUGGCUAAUGCAGAACUUACCGGUGGCAUUGAUGGACCUGCAUUAUCGCUGACGCAGAUGUCAAAGCCCAAGCCUCAAACUCAUGCUGGACCUUCGUAUAUUGGCUCCUCUAAGCCCACCCCCACUGUAGCGCCUUCUCUCAGUGCUGAGCUAGACUUACAAAACGUGUCUGUUUCUCCCCCUGUCAUAUCGAGGCCUGCAGUUCAGAAGCCUGCAAGAGUAACUCUGGCUUCCCCAAACAGAGGACCAGCUAGCACCCCUACAGCCAACCAACAGGUCGCGCUCCAGAUGCCAGUCAGUACUUCCAAUACCAGCAAACAGAUUAGCAUUCCUUUAUCAGCCCUGCAGCUCCCUGGACAAGAAGAGCAAGCUGCUUCAGAAGACCUUCUCCAACCCGUGCCAAAUCAGGGUCCAGCCGGCGAAGUAGCAUUAUCUCCUUCAAUUAGCGCAGAGCCGGAAGUCAGCUCUAGUCAGCAACAACCUAACACUGCGCCUAUCAUCACCGCCGAGGCAACAGUACAGUCAAUACCAGACCAGGAUGAGAGAGCAGCGGAACUCAGCAGGGAGCAGAAUGAGAAAACCAUUCGCAGCACUCAGACGGCUCUACGUAACUUCAGAGAGUUUCUCAUCUCCAAAUAUCCCUCAGAAACCCGGGAAAUCUAUGUCAUCCCUUGCAAAGAGCUCGAUGCAUACCUAGCCUCCUUCUUUGUGGAUGCCAGACAGAAGGAUGGCUCAGAAUAUGAGCCAAACAGCUUGGCCAACUAUCAGUGCGGGCUGGAGCGCUAUCUCAAAGAACACAGGUACGGAUACAGUAUUACAAGGGAUAAAGAGUUCAAGAGAUCUCAAGAAGCUUUGAAGCAAAAGCAGAUAGAGCUGAGGUGUAAAGGCAAAGGAAACAAGCCACACAAAUCCAUGAAGCUGACCUUUGCUGAUGAGCUUAUCCUACGCAAAAGAGGCUUGUUGAGUCGAUAUAAUCCCGAGGGGCUGCUGAACCUUGUCUGGCUAAAUAAUACUAAGGCUUUUGGACACUGCACAGGUUUUCAUGGGUCCACCCUCAAAUGGGGGGAUAUCAGGCUCCGGGUGACAGAAACAGGCUUGGAAUAUUUGGAGUGGAUGGGGCAAGAGACUGGUGAUAUGAAUGCCAAAACCAAGAGAGGAGGGACUGAUUCCAGAGUCUAUGCCACCCAGCAUGCUCCACAGACCUGCCCAGUGCAAGACUACAAGGAGUACGCUCAAAGACGGCCCCCUGCAAUGCGAUACGAAGAUGCUCCUUUCUACCUGUCCAUCAAGCCGGUUGUCAAUUUGGCUGCACUUCAUUGGUACAACUGUCAAGCCCUGGGGAAGAACAAGCUUGCAAAGAUGGUAAAGACGAUGUGCGAGAAGGGCAACAUCCCUGGCAGAAAGACCAACUUCAGCGUCUACCAGAGCUGCAGCACCCUGUCCGAAGCACAGAGUAACCAGCUGGUGCUAAUCUGUAACAAUUUAAGUCAACAAGCUGCCCAGUCUAUGGCAAGCCACUCCAGUUCUGGCAACUUCAUAGUGUCGGCUUCUUAUGACUCUUCCUCCGACACAGCUUGAAAGGUGGAUUUCAAUUGAACAGUUUUUUGUUAAGCAUUGAAUUUAUGCCCAAUAAUACACAUCAACUGUGAUUGUACACUACUUCCCCACACCUUCCCAGUGUUAAUUCACUUUAUAAAAAAUAUAAAUAUAUAAUAUAUUUUUCUUUUUACAAAUAAGUCAAUAGAAAUAGUUUAGUAUUACUAACAUAGUAUUUAUAGUGUUUAAUACAAAAAUGAAAGCUACUUAUGGGUUAUAAUAUAAUUGCAGAUUUUACAAGGGCAAAAUGGUUCUCAGGCAACACAAGAGAGACUGGAAAUACAGUUUUUAACAUGCAUGCAAACAAUGAGUGUAAAUCCCCAUGGAGGCUUACAUCUUAAAUCUGUUUUAAAUCAUCUUUGUAAAGCUUCUUAUUUUGAUCUGCAAGGUAGAGGGAGACAAACUUAGACAAACUGGCUGCUGCUUCUUACCUGAAAGCUUGUUCUAGUUCAGCCAGACCAGGAAAUAAGAGGUGUAUCAGUGUAAGUUUGUGAAAUCAUUUAGAGCAGUUUAUGUUUUCUUAUUAUUGUGGUUCCUGAGGCUCAUUUAUGCCAGCUGGAAAAAUAUAUAAUAUUCCUAAACAAAGUCCACUGAAGACUAUUUUUUAACUACUUUUUGUUGUUGAUUUUCUGUGAUCAAAAAUGUCGCUGGUCUUUAGACUAUGAAAUAUUGUUUUGAACAAUAUGCAAAGGUGUAAUGGCAAAAAGACUGUUAUACAAAUAAUCUUUACUGUUUCAAACUGUAUUGGUCAUUAGUAUUUUGUUUUAUGUUAUACAUGGAAAUGCAACCUGAGCUUCUACUAAAUUAGAAUUUCAGCCACUCUUUCAAUUUUCCAGGGAAUGCAACAGUGCUGAAAAAUCAGAAAUCUCUUCCCAGGCCAUAAAAUUAGAAUACAGAUAAAUCAAAUGUGUCUUAAAUUGUCAUUCAACAUCCAUAGGAGGCAUAAUAGACAAUUUAAAUGAUUUUUAUAUUUAAUAUGUGAGGGGGUAAAUUAAAUUCUUAAAAUACUAGAAAACACAGUGAGCUAAAUUCAGCUAUUAACACACAAUUCCCACCGAAGACAAUAAGUGUGAAUAUGAAAGCAGAAUUUGGCUCUUAAAGACUAAAUAAUGACUGUUAUCUUUCCAACUGAUUUACUUUGCAGUAUAAUUGUUCAUUAAGCACAGGGAGGACACUAACAAAUUAAACAUUUCAGCUGGAACCUUUACAUUAUAAUCCCUAACCUUUAAAAUUAAGUAUGAUCAUUUUGAUGGUAAUUGAACUGAGUUUAUGCUGCAUUACAUAUGAAAAUGCUUUGCUAAGGUACCCUAGCACUGCAAAGAUGAGACUUUAGACAAAACCACUAGCAAGUUGAUCUGAUGGCCAUUGAAGUUAAUGGGAAUCCAUCCAUUGACUUCAACCGGUGCUUGAUCAGGUCAUAGGUGAGCAAGCUGUCUGUUUCUUCGUUUACAUUCUUUAGAUCUGCAACUCUGUAGUGAGUGACAUUUAAACCAGUGGAGAAUAAAGGGAGGGUGAGAAUAAGGGUAGCAAAAAGAAAUAGAAACUGACCAACCCAAUGAAUAUACUUUAACGGGUGCGAGGAUAAAGUUUUCUCCUAUGCAGAGGAUUAAUACAGGGUUCUAUGCAUCACUUCAGCCUUAUUCUGAGGUCUUCAGUGGAAUGUUAGUAGCACGUCGACCUUGUGUUGACCCUCUGCAUAAGCAUGAAUUUCACCCCAACGAAUCUCUCUCCCACCUGACCUUGUAACACACAUCAACUCUAAAGCAACUUGUGUGUGGCACAAUCUGCUUUUGCACUCCCGGUGAUACCUACAUAUCAGUAUAUCUGUGGCGCUACAGGGCUUUGAUUUCUCGUGUGCUUGCUAAACCAGAGUUUUGGACAAGAGGGUAAAAUCACCAAGAGCUCCUCCUCUACCCAUCUUUCCCACCCCUGAGUUACUAACAGAUACAGUACCCUUUCUUCCCCACUGUUGAGGACUUUGGGGUAGACGUUGGUUUGGCUGGAGUCAGGUCAAGAUAGCUGAUAGCUCAUACUGCAAGUUCUUACUGGCUCUACAAGAGGCAUUGGUCUUGAUUUUGAACAUAGCAUUUGAGGCCAAAACUUGCGCCCAUGGACAUUAGCGUCAGGUGUGCCACUGAGUUCAGGGGAUCAGGAUACUUGGCUCUUUAGGGUGUGUCUACACGGGAGUUGGAGCUGUGAUUGGAGAACAGAUUGGCGUACCCAUGCUAGCUUCAACCUCUCUCGCACAUGUAAAAACAGCAGCGCCAGUGGGGCGGCCUGGGCUAGCAAUGUGAGUGUGUGCCCAGGCUCACUGAUGUGCUCGUGCGGCCUGGGCUGAGCUAGCUUGGGUAUCCCACCUGUGCUGCAGUCAGACCUCCGAUUGCAGUACAGACAUAACCUGAGUGAAAGAGGAGGGAAAAUAAUGGACAGUAGGUGCUGGCGAUGGGCCUCCUAGGGCUUUUAGAUGGUGCCUGCAAAUAAAUGUGCCAAUGCCCCACACCGUUUGGAUAUCCAAAUGCCAUUCCUGUGACUCACCCACAUGCGCUGUUCUAACAUGCUUCCUUGGAGAGACUUGUGGUGGCGACUGUCUCUGUGAUGUUCAAGGUGCUGUAGAAUCCCCUUGUUUGGCCUCUCUGCUCCCACAGAACAGAACUGCAGUGUCUUUAGGGCAUCUGGCUCCUCCCGCGGCUGAGCAGGAGACACAGGGCACCCGUUGAACCGAGGGGCAACACCACCAUGAGAGAUAGUAAUGCAUCCCUCUCGCAGGUCUGGUCAGUAUUAUGGAACCCGUGUAGGUAGGACCGGGAAUUGUUAGCUGAGAUGAAUCGGUUUGCGGUGUGAUUUAUGCCUUUUCAUAUUUUCUGAUCAAGCUUUGUCUCCCUGAUUGGCCCCAUACAGCAUAAAAAGAAAUACAUUUCUCCACCAAACACUUGAAAUGCUGCUUUGUGCAUGCGAGGGUUGUGUUUUAGGGUAUGUGUCCACGCAGCAGCUGCAGUAGAAUGGGUGGCGGCUUGCUCUAGCCAGCCAGGUACGUACCCAAAGGGUCAGGUGAAAUUGUACUUGGGUGGGUUGCCGGAGCUGCUGCUCAUAUUGCUAUUUUUAGCAUGCUAGCUUCUGCAGAGCUAGCACCUGUCUGUCUACCCAUGCUGGGAAUUACACCUGCUAGCUGCAGUGUAGUCAUCCCCUUAAACUUACCAGAGCCUUUUACUCUGGCUGGCUGGAGGCAAGUCUAAUCAGAGUAGAUCAUUAAGGAAGAAAAGGCACUAAGAUUGCUGAAUGCACUUGGGGAGCAAAAGCAGUUCCAUUGCUUUUUGCUUCUCAAUCCAUAUUUCCCAUACCCUUCCUGCCAACUCCCAUUUCCGCAGUGUUUGUCUGUUUGGCAUUUACAAGUUUGAGUUUGGGUUCACGUCAUAGGCAGGGCAUUAAUCUAGAUAUAACCAUGAAAGAUAGCAGCUCUGCUAGUUCCCAUGCUUAGGAAUCAUUGUGUAUUUUGGAGAUUGGGAGGGAGGGGCAUGUUUAUUGCAUUUAUUUUAUUUUUAAAUACAUGUUUGUGUAUUUAGCCUUUUCUUUUGUACUUUAUGACAGCCCUAACGAGUAACUCAGGGUUACAAUAGACUGAACUUGCCAUGCCAGUGGCAGAAUGCUGGAAAGCUUUGCUAGGGAUGGUCAGCGCAAUACGGAGCUCUCUAGUUAGACUCUUUGUUGAGGUAGCUUUGAACACAUAGGGCCAGAAUCUGAUAUCUGUAUAGUAUGGUUGCCACUGGCGAUGCCCACACUGCCAGCCUGCCCCUCCUCCCCCCAGCAGCCUGCCCCCACACCCAUCCUGCCCUAGGAGCCCGUGGCAUGUUACAGACACUCAGAGCAAGACCAGGGCAUUGGCUGGACUUCAGCGUGUUGUCCCCCAGCUGCAACUCACAUGGCCAGCAGCAAAUAAAACCUGACAUGCCACAUCCGCUGACCAGGAACAAGCAAGGCAGCAGAAAAACUGGCCUGGCCAGGUGGCAACCCUACUGAGUAGCACCAUACUCCAACAGUAGACCCAUUGGCGUCAAAGGGCACUUGGACGAAGGUGCUAUUCAGUCUGAGUAAUGGUAUCAGAAUCUGGACCAUAAAGGAGGUGCUAUAUACGUCUUUAUUAAUAUGCCUGCUGUACGUUUUAAUUUAACCUGUCAAAAUAGAGCUUUGAGAAGUGAGUUCAAGUACUUCUCUCUUUUUUAACUUUGGGAAAAAUGAGUGUAAUGACUCUUCCUGUGCGAUAUUUGCUUGUUGAAUUAGCUGUAAGUGGGAAUGUUAUUGUCUCCGCAGUGUGAAGCUUUCCUGUUAGUAAAGCCACAACAGUGCAGCCAGGACAUAGUUCCGUAAAUUGCCACAAGCCUUUUAACCCUUUAUUUCUACAGAAACCAGAGGCUAGAUUCUGUCACCCUUACUCCAUGAUCAGUCCCACUGAAAUCAAAGGGACUAGUCAUGAAAUAAGGUAUUACUCAUAGCCAAUGACCUGAGCCAUGUGAAAUGAUGGAGGAGUUGGGAAACUUAUAAAAAUGCCUUGAGAGUCUUUGUCUGUGCUAUUGACUGACUCCUGUUCUAAUGUAAACACUGGCAUGGGCUCUGUGCAUUUUAAACAAGUUAAGAAAAGUAGCACCGUUUAAAAGUGUUUAGUAUGGUUCGCAUCAAUAUGACGGCCCUCAUUUACAGCUAAGCAAACCCACUGGCUUGAGUGGGGUAACUUGGGCAUAACUGAGUACAAAAUUUGGUCCUCUAAUUUAUUUUAAAGUCUUAAUACAGCUACACAAACCCUGAGCAGGAGAGAGAUUUCAGAGCCACUGUUUUUGUUGUGCAAAGUAGGCUUUGCUGAGGUUAUUGCAUGACCACAUUGUCAGUUCUUGCAAAACAACUCGCAGUAAAAAGCAUGACACUAACAAGUGUAGUAAAUGUAAGGCAAACCAUCUGUUUAAAAAGCCAAGAAACAAACCUGGACGUGUGUUAUCAUCACCCAUUAAAAUAGACACAGGUGAGUUCAUCUGAAAGUGGUCCUUCAAAUACAUGCAUAUGAGUCUAUUUGAAUGACUGGACAUUCAGAUAUGUGUGCCUGUGGAUACUAGAACUGAAUGCUUAUGCCUUGUUUUAAUAAUCACUAGUGUCUAUCUCUGGGGUUAUUUCAUGUUUGCACAAAACACCUGUUUCACUAUGUGAUAUUCCAUGCUUGAGAUGGGUGAACUCUGGAGUUUUGUGAACCUUACAGUCUAUUAUUUGUGUCUGAAAAGGCUUGCACAACUAGUUCGAGUAUAUGAAUCUUACCUGGGUUACACAAACUUCCACAUAGCUAUGCUUUUAAAUACAUGCAGUUAGCAUAAAAAGCCUACAAGUUAACUGUAAUUACAUUGCAAUGUGCAUAAAAACCCCUCUUCAGUUAUUUUGUGUAAUAAUUCUACAAUAAUAGUGUACAAGCAACGUAACCUUGGACAAUAUAACAGUGCAGAGCAGCUAUACUUGUCACACAGGUCUGUUUCUUGAAGGACACCAACAUUGUGGAACUAUUUCAUAUUAACAUGCAUUUCUCAGAAGCUACAGAGCAUUGAUAUUUAAUCUAUUGUGUACUUACAGCUUUGUUUCGGCAUAUGAGGUGUUUUACAGGUUACAUUAAUACACACACUUUGCUCAAGUGUUUGAUUAGAAGGAAAAUCACAUUUUAUUACGCUGCUGGUAUAGCUGAUGUGCAGCACAAAACAGCAUUGCCUAGUAGGAGGUGGCUUUGUGCUUUCACACUGCCUGGAUUCUGGGCUGGACAAGGGGCCAGAAUGGCCCUAAUGUAAAUUAAAAUCCCCAUAGCACCAUGUACUAUCCCUAUUCUAUUCAGAUUCCUAUAUGUCCCUCAUUGCCGUAGUAUCUGAGUAUGUUCCAAACGUGCAUUAAAUUACAUGACUAGCAUCUGUUAUGUAUGGUUCUUCCUUUCUCUCUUCCCCUCCCCAAAGACAAUUUGUAGAAGUUUGUGAUGGGGUCCUGACCCCUGCCAUCCUCGAUCCGCCCCCUCCUUUCCUGAUCCUGACAUGUCCCCUACACCAGUGGUUGUGAGAAGGCAGCUCACUUUCCCUGCACCAGGAAAAUCCUUCCUCUGUCGAUGGUGGCACAUUCAUGGCACCUGCACACUGGAGCGGGGAACAGAGUCUUUCCCCCUGAGUGUGCCUAUUUCUAUUCCUAACAGACAUACCUGUGGUCCCUGGAGCACCGGGCCCUAGCAUUCUGGUAAUUGCAGGCUUAGAUUUUGUAGUAUGCGAUCACUGAAAGGAACACCAGUGUGUCUAUUUGAAUGGCCACGCAAGCCUAGAGAUGCAUCUCAUUGACUUAUCAUACCUGAAAUCGUUUAACACAUGUCAUUGCAGGAGAUCUUUCCCACCCUGCCAUGCAGGUGAGCAUAGGUGAAAUUCACCUUUGCACAAGGUCUAUGCACCAUUCAAGUCUAACAAAAGUCCUCAAAAUAGGAUUCAAAUGGGACCUAGUGUCACUUGGCACAGGGGGUUCAUUUCAUCCUAUAAAUAGUGCCAGAUAUCAGGAAAUAGUAUCUUGUCCCAAAACUCCUUGCGUUCCUCAGGGGGUUAAGGGAGCUGUGAAAUCAUGCUAAUUUAACACAGAUAUAUGGUAUAAUCUGCCCUAAGUUAAAUUAAACCAUUUGUUACCUUUGUGCUCAUCUGGACCAGGUUUAAGAUGUACAGUACGUCGUUAAACAUGACUGGAAACAGAUACACGUUUUGCUACAUGAGAUGCUACUUCUGUUGUCACAUAAAAAGGCCAUUCUGUUCUGACUCAGGCUAUUCUGUUCUAACUCACCCAGGGACAAUGAAUUUUCUUUUUGCGCUUUCAUGUAUGUACUGGAAUCUAUUCUCCCAUUAAGGGGGAAUAGUACAUAGAGAAAAGAUCCCAAAACAUAGAUUUAUUCAUGGAGAGUAAACUCAAACUGUAACUUAGAACUAUUUUUUAAAGUUCUGAUUCUGAACCCUUUUGAUUAAAAACCUUUGGUUGAAAUACACCCAUCAGAGUAGGAGCCAGGGAAGCCCCCCAAAACAAUUAAACCACUGGGAUUCUGCUACCAUGCAGGCAGGAAGCUGCAAAGUAGACACACGAGGCUACUAUAUAGCUCCUUCUUGUUCUAGGAAUCCCAAGUGUUUUACGAAACAGUGUGUUACCAUAGACACAGGUGCCGGCUUUUCCAAACUGUUCCAGCAAUUUUAGGGUGGCGUACCUCCACCGUAGCUGAUAGAGUUACACCAGUGGAACCCAGUGGAAAAUCAGUCUGUGAUAGUAAUGUGACUGCAGAGGUCAAUAUGGCAGCCAUUAUCAACUCAGCAACCGAGCCUGAGUUCUAGUGUAUCAUAUGUGUCUGUGUAGACGUAGUAGCUUUUCUUUUGAUUGUACAGGGCAAGAGUGUCAGAACACAGCCGGCCACUCUGAUGCGAACUGCAGCUUUCUCUACCCUACUUUUCUUAACGUCUCUUAGCAGUGCAGUAUCCCCAGCGCAUCUCUGCCCGCGAGAGAAACGAUGGGAGUGCUAGCAUAGACGAGCCGCCAUCCAGUACUUUCCUCACCCUGCCAUCUCGAUGGGAUCAGAACUGGGUUACGUGAAGCAUUGCUAAGGGCACCACCACAGUGCUCCCACCGUUCCUGGCACCAGCCCAGCGGCACCAGCUGGGGUCCAGCCCUGGGAGAUUGAAAGAAAAUUGCCAGAGUAAAUACAGGUAGCUAGUUAUGCGUUUGUGGCUUGCAGUCUCAGGAAGGAAACAGCGAGUUUGUUAUUCUUGAUAAUAAGCAUUCAUGUUAGGGAAAUGGUCAAACCGACAGUGACAGUCCUAGUUCCUCCUGAUGAAGAAACGUCCAUUUAGUACAAAAUUGGCUUGUAACAUGGAAGUAACAUUUUUCAUACAAUACAGUUUCCCUAUCGGUGUGAGAAAUUUCUUUCCCAUCUUCUGUUUUCUCACUGAAUCGAUUAAUAUUAGGAGGUAAUAGAUACAAAAUUCUAUUAGUUGGAUUGUGCAAAUGAUUUAUUUGCUGCUAAAUGAGUUCUCUUUGUAUCGAUAAUGGACCUACAGUUGAAAAGGGAUUAGGAGGUUAGUUCAUUACACAGCAAAGUGAAGUAUCUUUAACAGGCAUCUGUUUUGCAGUUUAAUUUGGAUCUUCAGUAAUGAAUGGACACUACAUCCAUUAUGGUUGGGACUUUCAGUAGCCUAAGGGAGUUAGGUCUCAGUCUCAAUGAAAUUGAAUGGGAUUUGGGUGCCUAAAGCUGGUAUGCCCCUUUGAAAAUCCCACUUUAUGUCCAUUGCAUUAAUGGGUUAUGUGUUUUUUUCCCAUUGUUAUUUUCUACUGUCUAUAAAUCUCAUGUAAGUAACUGAGUUGCCAACUGAGGUGAAAAAUUAACAAAACACAAGUUUUUAUUUGGCAUAAAAAGCCUGAUUAUUUGAUGCUGAAAGAAAAUAGACCUUUUAAUUCAGUUUCAGAGAUAUUAUCCUUGCUAUUUUUUAAUAGUCUACUUGUUAUAAAAAGACAGUCUGACACUUCCUACGCCUGGAAUUUGACCUGCUUUACAAUAGCUAUAAUCUUGUGGAAAAUGUCCUGCACAUCCUCAGGGCAGUCGUCUCAGCUUGCAUAAAUUGGUGUGUAGCUCCAUUGACUUUCAUGGAGUUAGGCCAGCUUAACCCAGCAGAGAAUCCAACCCAGAGUAUUUAUUGGAUUUGUGUAUUUUUAUUGAAAUCCACCUCUCCUUCAUCAAGAAAUUUAAAACACCUCAGGCAAUAACCAUGGCUUUUAUAGGGCCUAGAUUUUUUUAAAAAGUUUUGUGCUCUGCUUAUGCAGCUACAUCAGAAAGAAUGCAAAAAAACCCCACAUCUAAAACCCUAAUGAAUUCUAGAGAUGAGUUUAUACCCUCUGUCAUGUAAGUGCUCAAAAAAGUGAUAUUUACUGCUAUUUUAACUAAUAGAAAUUUUUCACAGGAGACUAGAAGAUUUGAAGGGUGCAGGUCAUCAGAAAGGGAGCCUUUCCCUUGUAGGUCAUUGGUUUAAAUCAGGUCCAUGUUGACAGCGACUAGGGUUCAUUCUGUCUCAUAGUUAUUUGGCUAGUUACCAUAUAUGAGACGACUUGGUGGUCUCGAUGUAAUGCCUAAUGGAGAUGAUUGAUUAAUGUGUCUGUAUCACUAAAAACGUCACUGUUGUUCACAGCAGCCGGAAUACUUGGUGAUAGUUUCAGUAAAGGCCAAAUGAGAUGAGGAAAUUUUAGAGGGCAGCAUGAGGAACUUGCACUGCGACAGCUGCAACUUCAUAGAAUCAGAGAAGUCUAGGACUGGGAGGGACCUUGAGAGGUCAUCUAGUCCAGUCCCCUGCAUUCAAAGCAGGACUAUGUAAUAAAUAGCCCGUUCCUGACAGGUGUUUGACUAACCGGUUCUUAAAAACUUCCAGUGAUUGAGAUUCCACAACCUCCUUUCAUGUAUGUUAGCAGGAAUAGAGCUCAGGAGCUUUGAUUCUAAAUGGUAUGCUUGUGGUAGAAGCACUCUUACCUUCUGUGGGCCAACAUGUAGGGCAUGUCUACACUUACCUCUGGAGCAAUCGAUCCAGCAGGGGUCGAUUUAUCGCGUCUAGCGAAGACACAAUAAAUCAACCGCCAGGUGCUCUCCCGUCGACUCCGGUACUCCACUGGAGCAAGAGGCGCAGGCGGAGUCGACGGGGGAGCAUCAGCAGUUGACUUACCACAGUGAAGACAUGUAUUUAUGAUUCAUGUAGCUGAAGUUGUGUAACUUAGAUCGAUCCCCCCCGCAGUGUAGACCAGGCCGUAGAGGACAACAUAAUCAUAUACACUUAACCAGCAUUGCACUUUGACCCACAAGCAUUGACAUCCUUUUUUUCCUCUUGAGUUAUGCUUUCAAUAUCAGUCUUGAGAAAACCCAAAGUGAAACGAAAUCAAAACAACUGAUUUUCCGCCCGAUUUCACAUCAAAACUACACAAAACUUUCACUCAGUUUCAACAGGAAACCAUAAAUCAGCCCAAGUUGGUUUGAAAUUGGGGCUAACUUUGCAUCGCGCAACCCAAAACAGAAGCUGCAACCCAGUAACAAUUUUGCAAUGAUUUCAGAUUUUAUUGUGCGUCCUGCUCUCAUGGCAGCCAUCUAGCUUUGUGUUACAACAGAAAGCUUUGUAAAGGAGAUAGAAGGGGUUUAGAUGUUUUUAUUUAAUAUGUUGACAGGCUUUACUAGUUUCCCUUGUCUUAGUGUUUGGUUACAGGAUACUUGUAAUGUAUAUAUAUGGCUUCUAGAAUCUUUCUGGUCAAAUUAGACUGUGAAAUGACUAUGCGACUUUCACUCUGGGGUAAUCCCCAGUUUGCUCUGCAUUGCUGCUGAUCGGAUUCCACAUCUGUGGUUAAAAGUAUUUUAUGUUUUUACUUCUCACCUAAGGAUCAUUAGGCUUGAGAACAGACCAGUUAAAGAAAUUGUUUCCUAGGAUUUAAGGCUCGAGAAAUAAAAGCAAAGUUUAGAAGAAAAGGGAAAAAAAGGAGCGAUACUGGGCUUCUAUAUGAUUUUGAAUAACUUCAUUCAGGAAGACAAAUAUGCUCAUAGCAAAGAAGAGACAGAGCAACCAAUGAGUUAUGAUUGUGGUAGUAAUUUUCUUAUGAGUUAAUUUUUUUCCCUGUGUGCCAGUCAUAGGUCCAAAUCUUACAAGCUCUGACUAAAAUGGGAAUUUUGUGCAUAAAGUACUUGCAAGAUUGGAUCCUAAAUGUAACUCAUAUUUAUGUAUAUAUAUAUAUGUGCGUGUGACUUAUACUGCGUCUCUAUACAUAAUAUAUAUACUGUACAUUUAUAUAGAUACAGAAAGUAUUAGAGCAUAUACAGAAAAAAUCUUACUCAUUUGUUCAUUAAUUUUAUUUCAGAAUUGUUUUCUGAAUAUCUGUUCUUCCUGUGACCUAUAUAAUAUAUUUUUGGGACUUAUUCUGCCUUCUUUACUCAGGAAGAAUCAGGCUCACUUUAGGGAAUAUUUUAGCUGAAAAAAUGAGAUCUUAAUAGAUUAUAAAAUCAUGCCAUAGAGAUUCUUGCCAAUUUCAUAGCACGAGAUGAAGGAAGGAAAGAAAAUGCUUUCUAAAUAAACAUGCUUCCUGCCCAUUGAUCCAUACUCACAGCUUCCAUGUACUAGAGGAGGAGUUUUAGAGGCUUGAUUGACUAAACUCUUUGAGGGUUGCAUGGGGUUUAAGUGAGGGCAGAACUUGGUCCUAAAUGUAUAAAUUUUAGCCAAACUCCAACUGUUCUCUGCAGAAUAGAAAGGAGGGAUUUCAUUAGGUAGGGGGCAUAAGACUGCCAAGUGACAUAAGCCACUACAGAAAUAAAUUUGGUGCUGUACACACUCACUUCAUUUCACUUCUGAACUCUUUUUACCAUUACAUAGGGAUGGAGGUGUCCACAGUUCUUCGGCACUCCUUCAGGUCUCUGGCAUGUGUUCGUAGGUCUUGGAGUUCCAGUCCUUUUCUCUUCAAAAUUCUCUUGACCAGAGUCUUUCCGUCAUAUCCUGUCUUGCUGUCCUCUUCCUCCCAUGCUUUCUUUGCUUGGUUGUUCUUUUCCAAGUCUUCUCCAGUCCGCCUCAAACAUGUGGUCUCCAGCUAUCUGUCAUUGAGAGCUAGGGUGACCGGAUGUCCUGAUUUUAUAGGGACAGUCCCUAUAUUUGGGGCUUUUUCUUACAUAGGCUCCUAAUACCCCCCAUCCCCAUCCCGAUAUUUCACACUUGCUAUCUGGUCACCCUAUUGAGAGCCCCAAGUUCAUCUUCCCCCAAUCUCUUCCAUGUGCAUCCUGUCUACUUUCUGCUUGCCUGCCAUCUUCCUCAAAAUGUUGUUUUCUACUGCCUGUUUCUUCUUUUCUUCCAGCUAUGUAAAACACACCAUAUAUCAGGCAGGGACAAACUCAUACAGCAUCCACUUUUCCUUUCAGUUUGUUACUUAACUGCCAGUCCUACAGGUCACCUUUUCUACUGCCACUCAUGCACAUUGGGUGCUGUGUACACUUAGCUGAAAUACAAAGUACAUAAUUGUCAAGCCUGGCUACCAGCUCUCCUUUUUGGUUCUCAGCGGGCACUGACAUGCCCAAAUUUAGUCUUUGGGUUUCUGACAUGCUAGUUUGAGAGCUUAGGUGUGGAACUGGCUGCCCUCACUUGGGCACCCAAGUGUGUGAUUUGGGCCCUACACUUCCAAAGAUAAGGACCUAUUCUCUUUGUCCCCUAGGACUUUGCACAGAACUCACAUUGAAACGAGGGUGAAUCUCAUACAUAGAACAAAGAGUCAUUAUGGCUUUUAGAAAUACAAUCCAUAUUGUCUUUUACAGUAGGUUUAAAAAUUAAAUAAAUACGGCAUUUUAUCUUAUUCUUGAUAUUUCAGGACAUUUAUUCAGUCUCCACCAUCUACACUGCUGAAAUCUGAGAAUCCCUACAUUUGAUAAUAAAAACAGCAACAGAGACUAACACAGGAUCUGGAAUGUCCUGCAGAGAGAUUCAGAUCUUUAGCAUGUGAGAUAAUAAUGUUUCUGUUUUGGGGCUUAAUUCUGCUCUCAGUUACUGUCAUGCAACCCUACUGGCAGGGCCUGCUCCAGGCACCAGCUUUCCAAGCAGGUGCUUGGGACGGCAUUCAGAAUGGGGCGGCCGUCCGUGUCCCACGGCCGCAAUUUGGCGGCAGCUCCACCGCUCUUCCGGGGGCGGCGGCAAUUCGGUGGCGAUUGCUUGGGGCGGCAAAAUUGGUAGAGCCACCCCUGCUACUGGGAUAACUUCAGUGGCAUUGUGCCACUAUAGACUAGAGCAGACUGUGGCUUUCUGGUAGGACCCAAUUCAACAAGGAAUUUACAUAAGCAGUGGGACUUAAGCACGUGCCUUAUGCCCUGAUCCAGCAAAGCUGCUAUGCAUGUACUUUAAGCAUGUGAAUAGAUACUGACUUCACUGAGAUGACCCAUAUGUUUAAAGCUAAGCACAUGCCUAAGUGCUUUGCUGGAUCAGUACCUUUGUAUCUAUAUUAUUUCUUGUCUUGGUGAACAAUACCCGUGCAGUGUAGCGUUCUUGAGCAGUCAUAAUCUACCAGGUCAUGGCAAGGUAAAAGAGAAAGAGAUUGGAUUACCAAGAAGAAUGUAAGUAAAAUGUUGAUGAAGAUAAUUGAAUGGCACAGAGAAAGAGAGGGAGUUUUGCAAACACAAUAGAACUCUUUGUCUUUUUUCUAAAGAAUUCAAACAUAAUCUUGGUCUUUGACCAGCCUUUUAAUGUCCUGUUUUGUUUUACACGGGAAUUAAAAAAUAUUUUCCAUUUGUUUUAAUUAUCUACUCACUUUAACUUUGACCUUUGAAAAGUGUUUUGCUAUGACAUCCAUUGGUCUCAUGGUGAGCAGUGCUAGGAAAACAGCAGCAAAAAUAAAUCUUUUAAUUUAUUUUACCUACUAUGUUUAAUCCCUUUAAUCUGUUAAUAAUUUGUGUUUUCUUCCUUUUUGCAAAACAGCAGGUUUAUCACUGUUAAGCAUGAUUUUCGGGGACGUAUGUUGUUUCACUAUAACAAAAUUUUCACUGAACAAUUUUCCUAAGUGAUCAAUCCAUUUUCAGUAUGAAAUCUUACUCUAAAACCAACUUUAUCUUACUGACUUUUUCUAACUGUGCCCUCAUUAUAGUUAAAACUCAACUUUUUAACAGCAUUUUUUAAAAGGUAGAUUUUGUUAUUUUUCUUUUGUUUUAUAAACAGUGUUUGUUAAAAAAGAUUACUGUCUUGCCAAAAAAAGAUGAUGAUUUCUAUGCAUUGGGUGAUUCAGUGAUGUUGAGAUUUUGCAUGUCUUGUAGGUGCUCUUACAUAUGUACAUUUGUGAUAUCUGUAGAAAUGUUAACCAUGUCAAUCAAUGGCUAUUAGCCAGGAUGGGCAGGGAUGCAAAACCAUGCUCUGAAGUGUCCCUAGCCUGUGUUUGCCAGAAGCUGGGAAUGGGUGACAGGGGAUGGAUCACUUGAUGAUAACCUGUUCUGUUCAUUCCCUCUGGGGCACCUGGCACUGGCCACUGUCAGAAGACAGGAUACUGGGCUAGAUGGACCUUUGGUCUGACCCAGUAUGGCCGUUCUUAUGUUCUUAUGUAUUGCUGCUAUAACCACUUAUUGUAGUUAACUGAAAAAUCUGUACUAAGAGGCUGUGCCAGUUAAUAGUUUUAUGUAUGACAUGAUAAACUGUGUACUCUGCUGUUUGUUUAAUGUUGUGAGCCAGUAUUUAGUGCCUUCUGUAGAAGGAAACAAUAUGUUGUGGUAGACAGGAGGUGCCAAAUUUACAAUAUCCUGUUCCACACAAGGGACCACACACCAGGUUAAAAAAAAUCAUCUCCAGCUUUUAAGAAAAAAAAAAUUCUAAAAGUGACUGGAAAAUGUCAUGGAUUUUUUCUUGUUUAUUAAUGUAUUAUUUACUAAAUCAGAUACAUGUGAAGACACAGAGCGAUUGGUAAGAAGGGACAUGUUGCUGGACAGCAUUUUUUUAUUUUAUUUUUUUAAUGUUUGGUCUGCAUGUGUUGCAGAAUAACGGGAGAAGAGUUUGAUAUCUGAAAUGGUGAUUUUAGUAUUAAAUCAAAUCAUUAGGAAAACCUUUUAAAUUCGUAAUGGAACAGUCUUAAAAACUGUAUUGACCUGAAACUGAAGUGAUACAGGAAUUAUGCGUUCCGGUGUUGGCUUUCCAAGUGGUCCUGAUUCUGAUCUCCCUUGCACCCAGUGUAACUGAGGAGUAACUCCUCCAAGCUCUAUUGAAAUCAAUGGAAUUACGCUGCUGUAAAACUAAUGUGAGAUCAGAGUCAAGCCCAAUAGUUUUGGCCUCCCUCUUUUCAGGUAUCUUCAUGCCAGACCCGUUGUAUCAUAAUUCUGACAUUUCAUUUUCAAAAAGUCACUUUUCUCCUCUCACUGAAGAAGCUGAAAAUAUGAAUGUAAAAAACAAAGUAGAUGAAUUCAUCUUGAUUUUGAUCUGAGUUUUAACAGGGUGAAAUCUUUAGAUUCCUUUUUUAAGUGGAAAACCAAAUAACAUGAGUUUACUGGAAGGGUUUAGGAUGGAGAAGGAUGAUCUACUGAAAAACUUGGGAAGAUUUUUGAAACCAAAAUACCAAGUUGCCAGAAAAGCAAUAUUACUUGAAAAAUAUCAAUGAUUAAAAUUCAUCCCUUGACUAACUGUAUUAAAGUCAAGUCUAUACCCCAGGAAUGAAUUUGACUUCAAAAAAUCUUAAAAGCACUUGUAAUUGCAACCUUCCUCCAAAAAGACUGCUAAACCAAGAUUUUCAAAAGUGACUAGUGGGUGCAUCACUUUUUGGGUGUCCAACUUGUGAUCCCUUAAAAGACCUGAUUUUCUGAAGGUGGGUGCUCAGCACUUUCUGAAAAUCAUGCCUCUAUGUCUCCCAGAAAUCAAGGCAAGCAAAAUCACUAGUCACUUCUGAAAAUAUUAUCCACAUUUAAAUGUAUAAAGUCUAGUUAUGACUCUUUGGUGUGUUCCAACCUCCUACAUAGUGCUUUUCAGCAGUUGACCUCAAAGCACUUCACAAGCUUUUUAAUAUAUUACUCCUUACAACACCCCUGGGAGGUAGGGCAGUGCUAUUAUCUCCAUUUUACAGAUGGGGAACUGAGGUUCAGUGUGGUUAAGUGAUUUUCCCAAGAUCACAGAGGAAGUCUGUGGCGGAGCAGGGAAUUGAAUCUGUGUCCCCCAUGUCUGAGGCUAAUGCCAUAACCCUUUCCCCAUCUCCAGAGAUCUUGGGCCUGAUUCUCAGCUGAUGUAAAUUGGUGUAGCUUCAUUGUCUUCAGUUUGGCUCCUUUGUUGCUGAGAUGACUUCAUUUUUAACAUUUGCUACUUUUAAAGUCAACUUUGACCAACUGCAAGUUGAUUCUCCACGGCUUUGUCUGUCUGGUAGCCACUGACACAUGAACAAAACACAUGUAAAAUGCCACCACUGGCAUGAGUGCAGAAUUCUGAUUUGGGAGAGUUUACACCCACUCGGUACAGAUGUUAAAUGGCUACCUGAAGUGUGAAGCGGUGGAGGACCACGCCCUUCAUCUGUGCUCCUAUGCCAGUCACUGCCAUAUCUUGCUCUUGAGUCUGUCACGCAUCAGAGUCACUGCUUCGGAGGGUUAAUGGCUGCACAGCAUUUAUUCAACAUUUUUCUAUCCAACACACUAGUUUGCCAAAAAUUACACUGGGUCCCUCCAGUACAAAAGCUGUUUUUUCAUGGUUCCCAUGCCUUUGUCGCUCAUUGCGGAAGCUGGAUGUGUUCUUGCCAAACUAGAUCGCUGUAGUGAUUGACGUUAUUUCGUUAGUGCACUGCAAUCUGGAAAGGUGAUCAUAACUCUACCGGCAUAAACCUGGGACAAGGAAAUGGACUGCUGCCCUCCGAGUGUAAAAGGCUCUGCUGGUACAUGUUCGUCUCCUACCACUGCUUAUGAAGGGAAAGCUACUCAUUUGGUUGUGCUAAUACUGUGGUGGACUGAAUACUGCUUUCCACUUGCUUGAGUCCUUCUACUCACUUACUCAGUUAUGAAUUAUGCAUCCUUGGGGUCGCCUCUUUUACAAUCACUGAGGUGUCUGGGGAAACCUUAUAUAAGUUUAACCACAUUACAGGAAAUGGUACUUUUAGAAAAUAUUUUAAUGUUCUGGGCUGGGAUUCUGAAAGGCGCCUAAGGGAGUUAUAUAUCCAAAUUCCACUGAAAUUCAGAUGCCUAAUUCUCUUAGGCUCCUUUGAAAAUCCCAGUCCUAAACGUAACCAGUUAUUUUAAAACAAAGAUCUCCGUAUGAAAAGGUAAUCUAUUUUUAGUAUUAAAAUAGGGUUCUGUGUAAAAAUGGCAUCCUCUUCCUCAGCAAAUCUGCUCCCUCUGUGUAUUCUGAGUCUCAUUUGUUUGUUUUAGUGGGGAAAAGGUAAGAUUUCGAUGUAUUUUAAUACUUCAGAACCAGUACAUCUCUGGGAAAGUUAUUUGGAUUCUUUUCUAAUUUGUGCAUCAUCAACAAAACUGUUAACUAAGAUUCAGCCCCAGUGCCUUCAAGUGAUGCCCUCCAGGGAGGAAAUAAGAUUGCACCAGUGUAACAGAGUGGGGAAUAUGAGGGAAAUGAGGCUGAACAAUGGUAACUGAAGACAUAAUCUUGGUCACUUGAUCUUUGUUAUUGGUGGUGGGUGAGUCAUAAAGAACCCAUCUUGGGACUCAGAUCCUAGGCUAAGAUUGCCACUUGUUAUCUUUGCACAUUUGAUUUGGACUCAGCAAAGAGCAAUAAGUGUGGAACCCCACACUGCCAUUUCUACAAAGUAACUUUUUAGAGUAGAACUGCAUGAAGUGUUGGAUCUUUGGCUGGUGCCAACCACUGAAAUCAAUGAAGUUACUGCUUUUUGCACCAGCUGAGGAUCUGGCCCUUAUGUACAUUAGGUGUGAUUAAAAUAGUCCACUUUUCUAUAAGGUCUAUUUACCUCUCCACAAAGACAGAUGUCACCUUUUGUUCUCAUAUGUCUGACCCUUAGACUUUAACUGGGAUGGAAUAAACACUUUAUGCCAUACAUCUACUUCCCGGUAAUUUAUUUCAGAGCUCUCCUGGAACAGUGCUGCUGUUACACACUUUGCAAAAGAAACAGGGAAACACUGAAUAGGUAAGGAGAAGAAAGUGAAAACAAGAAUUUCAUACGGUGGCUGUGUUCCUGCCUUUUCUCACCUCUCAGAUCAUUUUAAGUAUUUAAAAAGAACAAGUUUAGUUGCUUAUUAACUGGAGUAGAUCAUUAACUUUUGUCUUGCCGUUGACUGAUCUUCAAAUUGCUAAGCGAGUCUGAUGUUUUAGCAUUUCAGCUCAUUGUUUAUUUCCCCCCAUGAGUACAUUUUAAAAGUCUAGUUUUUCUGAACAACAGAUUGAUUUCAUGGUAUGUACAAUGUUUGCUACUAUUGUAGUGUGACUUUAUUGUUUUUAAAUAUUUGUUUUGGUACAGCCUUAAACUUCUAGAACUAAGAAGAGCAUUUCAAAAUUAAGCAACUGAUAACGUCAUUGAUGUCUGUGAUAAGUGCAUGCUUUAUUCACAGUAUUUUGUCUGUAAUGGGGUAUGGUGACCAAUUCUCAUUUAUGUAAUAAACUGUUUUCUGCAAA